AGAAGAACCCUUGGUCUCCGUGAUCCCGCCAUCCAUUCGUUUGGCCCCCGUGCUAAUCCGUGGUCAUGUCGAAGUUAAAGUGCUCGGAGUCGGUCAGGGUUGUCGUACGAUGCCGGCCCAUGAACAGCAAAGAGAAAGUGGCCUCCUAUGAACAGGUGGUGGAAGUGGACGUGAAAUUGGGGCAGGUCUCGGUGAAGAACCCCAAGGGGACAUCUCACGAGCUUCCAAAGACCUUCACCUUCGACGCCGUUUAUGACUGGAGCUCCAAACAGUUUGAGCUUUACGAUGAGACUUUCCGGCCGUUGGUGGACUCGGUCCUCCAGGGGUUUAACGGGACCAUUUUCGCUUACGGGCAAACCGGGACCGGGAAGACGUACACCAUGGAAGGCGUGCGUGGAGACGUUGAGAAGCGAGGGGUCAUCCCCAACUCCUUCGACCACAUCUUCACCCACAUUUCCCGCUCUCAGAACCAGCAGUAUCUGGUGAGGGCCUCCUACUUGGAGAUCUACCAAGAAGAAAUCAGGGACUUGCUCUCCAAGGACCAGUCCAAGAGGCUGGAGCUCAAGGAGAGGCCCGACACGGGGAUCUACGUCAAGGACCUCUCCUCCUUCGUCACCAAAAGCGUGAAGGAAAUCGAACACGUCAUGAAUGUCGGGAACCAGAACCGCUCGGUGGGCGCGACCAACAUGAACGAGCACAGUUCGCGCUCCCACGCCAUUUUCGUCAUCACCAUCGAAUGCAGCGAGGUUGGGCUGGACGGGGAGAACCACAUACGGGUCGGGAAGUUGAACCUGGUGGACCUGGCGGGCAGUGAGCGCCAGUCCAAGACCGGCGCCCAGGGGGAGAGGUUGAAAGAAGCCACUAAGAUCAACCUCUCCCUCUCUGCCCUGGGCAACGUCAUCUCUGCCCUCGUGGACGGCAAAAGCACCCACAUCCCCUAUCGGGACUCCAAGCUGACCCGGCUGCUCCAGGACUCCUUGGGGGGCAACGCCAAGACCGUGAUGGUCGCCAACAUCGGCCCCGCCUCCUACAACGUGGAGGAGACCCUGACCACUUUGAGAUACGCCAACCGUGCCAAGAACAUCAAGAACAAGCCACGGGUCAACGAAGACCCCAAGGACGCUCUCCUGCGGGAAUUCCAGGAAGAAAUUGCCCGCCUGAAGGCUCAGCUGGAGAAAAGGUCCAUCGUCAAGAGGAAGAAGAAGGAGAGGAGGAGAGACGGCGGCAUGGGCGAGGAGGAGGAGGAGGAAGAAGAGGAGGAGGAGGAGGAGGAGGAAGGGGAGCAGGAGGAAGGGGCGGACAAAGACGACUACUGGAAAGAGCAGCAGGAGAAGCUGGAGAUCGAGAAGAAGGCCAUCCUGGAGGACCACAGCUUGGUUGCCGAGGACAAGAUGAGGCUCCUGAAGGAGAAGGAGAAGAAGAUGGAAGACCUCAAACGGGAGAAGGAGGCCGCCGAAAAGCUGGGUGCCAAAAUCAAGGCAAUGGAGAGCAAGCUCCUUGUUGGUGGGAAGAACAUUGUGGACCACACCAACGAGCAGCAGAAAAUCCUGGAACAGAAACGGCAGGAGAUUGCUGAGCAG
Molecule: messenger RNA, 1580 nt
Organism: Thamnophis sirtalis
Lineage: Eukaryota; Metazoa; Chordata; Lepidosauria; Squamata; Natricidae
Source: RefSeq, a predicted model, not a curated record